AUUCGAGUGGGUAAAGCAACAGCUUCCACCGAACUAAUUCCCAACCUUACCUUUAAACCGACGUUCCUCCCACAAAACCGACAAAAUCCCUAAAUCGGGAAAAAUCUCCUCUCCGCCGUGAACGACCGGAGACUUUUCGUGGAUGGGCCAAUCAACAUCCGCCGCCGGAAAUUCAAUCCUCAAUCGACGGAGAACCAAAACGUUUUCUUCCAAAUUUCCAAUCGAACCUGACAAAUCUGAGGUUUUAUUUGAUUACUCAUCGUCUUUACCCGACGAGUGCUUGGCGUUAGUGUUCCAGUUUCUAAACUCCGGUAACCGGAAAAGAUGUGCUCUCGUUUGUCGACGGUGGAAGAUCGUCGAAGGACAGAAUCGUUACCGUCUCUCUCUCCACGCACGCGCGGAUCUGAUCACUUCGAUCCCUUCCCUCUUCUCUCGAUUCGAUUCCGUUACGAAGCUUUCGUUGAAAUGCGACCGUAGAUCUGUGAGCAUCGGCGACGAAGCGCUAGUUAAGAUCUCUCUCCGGUGUCGGAAUCUGAAGAGGCUCAAGCUUAGAGCUUGCCGUGAGCUAACUGACGCAGGUAUGGCUGGUUUCGCUGAGAAUUGCAAGGAUUUGAAGAUAUUCUCUUGUGGAUCUUGUGAUUUCGGAGCUAAAGGUGUGAAAGCCGUGCUUGAUCAUUGCUCUUCUCUCGAGGAGUUAUCGGUCAAGCGUCUCCGUGGAUUCACCGACUUAGAUCCGGAAUCGAUGGGGCCUGGCGCGGCGGCUUCUUCUCUUAAGUCGAUUUGCUUGAAGGAGCUUUUCAACGGCCAAUGCUUCGGUCCGGUGAUCGUCGGCGCGAAGAAUCUCAGAUCUUUGAAGCUUUUUCGAUGUUCCGGUGACUGGGACAAGCUUCUUCAAGAAAUGGCGGUUAAGGAUCAUGGUAUAGUGGAAAUACAUCUUGAACGUAUGCAAGUGAGUGAUCUAGCUUUAUCUGCGAUCUCUAAUUGCUCAAGCCUCGAGAUUUUGCACCUUGUGAAGACACCUGAAUGCACGAACUUGGGAUUAACCGCGAUUGCAGAGAAAUGUAAGCGUUUGCGAAAGCUUCACAUCGAUGGAUGUAGAGCGAACUUGAUCGGAGACGAAGGGCUAGUUGCGGUGGCUAAGUUCUGCUCCAAGUUACAGGAACUGGUGCUCAUAGGAGUGAAUCCAACGUCGCUGAGUAUAGGAAUGUUGGCUGCGAAAUGUCAGGAUCUUGAAAGAUUGGCACUUUGUGGUUGCGAUACGUUUGGUGAUCCUGAGCUUUCUUGCAUCGCUGCGAAAUGUCCGAGUUUGAGGAAACUGUGUAUCAAGAACUGUCCUAUCUCCGAUCUUGGGAUCGAGAAUCUUGCGAAUGGUUGCCCCGGUUUAACCAAAGUGAAGAUUAAGAAGUGUAGAGGAGUGUUGGUCGGUUGUGCAGACUGGUUAAGAACGGUUAGGCCUACGCUUUUGGUGAACGCAGACACCGUAGAACCAGAGAAUCUUACAGAAGAGGCAAGCAAUGAUGAUGAUGUUGAAGUAGGCUUGCAAGAACACGGAGUCCAGUUCCCUCGUUUGAUCAACAGCUCAGAACCAAGCAUUGCGUCUGGUAGUAGAAGCCGCUCAGGGUAUUUCAGUUCACGAGUUGGAUUGUUUAGUUUGAUGAGCCUAGUAGCUUGCACUUCGAGAAAACGGGCAAGCAGUUGAUUAGUUAGUUACUUGAUCAUGUUGUUUCUUCACAAAUGAAAUUGUAUAUAUAUUUGGUUAGUUGAUUGUUUGUUGAU
Molecule: messenger RNA, 1776 nt
Organism: Eutrema salsugineum
Lineage: Eukaryota; Viridiplantae; Streptophyta; Magnoliopsida; Brassicales; Brassicaceae
Product: F-box protein At1g47056
Exons: 1
Coding region: 143-1699 (518 amino acids)
Biological process (GO): SCF-dependent proteasomal ubiquitin-dependent protein catabolic process
Cellular component (GO): SCF ubiquitin ligase complex
Molecular function (GO): protein binding
Source: RefSeq, a predicted model, not a curated record